Molecule: messenger RNA, 1938 nt
Organism: Sordaria macrospora k-hell
Lineage: Eukaryota; Fungi; Ascomycota; Sordariomycetes; Sordariales; Sordariaceae
Biological process (GO): cell differentiation; regulation of transcription by RNA polymerase II
Molecular function (GO): RNA polymerase II cis-regulatory region sequence-specific DNA binding; DNA-binding transcription factor activity, RNA polymerase II-specific
Source: RefSeq, a predicted model, not a curated record
AUGCCACUCGACCCGCAUCGAGCGACCCACCUUUGCAGGUGGUGGGCACCACACAGCGAGCAGAGGCACUGGCUGGACGGUGCCAUUCGCAGCAGCCAUUCGCGCAGAGGCUUUGGCCCCGCCGUCGAUGAUGAAGCACGAAGCGCCUUCGCCAACCUCCAGCAUGAGCCCUCUUCCCACUCCCACCUCGACCAGCUGCCCCCAGGACAGUGUCUCGCCUUCUCCCUCUACUCCCGCCAAUGGCAACAAGAACCACAGCCAGUCUUCGGCCUCGAGGCGCCACCCCGCAAGAGCACCCUCACCCAGCAGCAAAAGAACCAGAAGAGGCAGCGUGCGACGCAGGACCAGCUCACAACCCUUGAGAUGGAGUUCAACAAGAACCCUACUCCGACUGCCACUGUUCGCGAGAGGAUAGCGGAGGAGAUCAAUAUGACCGAAAGGUCUGUUCAGAUUUGGUUCCAGAACCGUCGCGCCAAGAUUAAGCUUCUGGCGAAGAAGAGCUUGGAAAGCGGCGAGGAUAUGGAUUCCAUCCCCGAGUCCAUGAGACAGUAUCUUGCGAUGCAGGCGAUGGAGUCGGGCAAAGGUCUCGGUUACUUUGGUCGCACUGGUUUGCUGCCAUAUGGACACCAGGGAAUGCUCGGUGGUGAGCAAGGCGGAACGGGCAAAGUUUUGAUUCACCAUCUCAACUGCAAGUCGCUCACUAUUGGCAAGUGGAUGCGCGUGUCCCAAAACACUAUGGAUCUCAUCAUCUUUUACUCCCCCGACAAGUGCACGAUGACCUACUACAUCAACAACGAUCAGGAAGGAUACAAGAUCGAGUAUCCCUUUUCGUACAUCAAGAACAUCUACCUCAACAAUGGUGAUGGCGAUCAUAUGGGCGGAAUCACGAUCGAGCUUCUCCAACCACCCCUCUUCUUCAUGGACGCGGUUGGCCAGGCUAGCGGCUUCUUCCAGGUCGGUGAUUUCACUGAGGAUCAGCAAGCUUCAAGCGUGCUCACCCAUCACCUUGGUGGCGGCAACCCCAAGAUGCUGAGCAGCCAGCUUGCUAAGCUUGUCAGCCUGGAGGCUUUCAUGCAUCGUCACAGCCCGAACCACAUGUUCCAGGAGAUGCACCACCCCAUGGCCCUGUCUGCGCCUGUUUCCCCAGCGCGUCCUUCUUCUCAGCCAAACUUCGCGCAGCCCCACGUUGGCAUGUUCCAGGAGAACCAAUGGGGGAUCAACGUUCAUCAGAACAACAACAUGAUGAUGCGGGGAGGACCUGGCCACAAGAGGCAGCGUAGCCGCAGUGUCCCUGGGCCGAUCGAUUUCCAGACACUCCAGAUGCUCCAGCAGCCCCCGAGCUUCCAUAUCACGCAACCUGAGCACCACCACCAGGCUCCCGUUCACAACCCCCAGAUCUUCGCUCCCAUCCCUCAGCAACCCAACAUGCUGGGUCCUCUCAACCCCAACCUGCGCAUUGAUACCCAGGCUGGCUUCGGGUCUUUGGAUAUGCGACAGUAUCCCAUGUCGGCGACGACUGCUCCUCACUCUCCGGCUGGCUUCAAUAGCCCCAACUACUUCGCGCCUCCUGACAAUGGCAACAUGGCUGGUAGCUUCACUCCUUAUAGCGCUACUUUCUCGCCCAUGAUCAACCCCUCGAGCCUCGGUGUUCCGCCCCCGUCGAUUUCUCCGCUAUCGUUCGACCACCCUGCCAUCAUGAGCGAAUCUCCGCCGAUGUCUAUGCCUCCCAUCUGCGAAGGUUCUGCGAUUUCGGAUGACGGUUCUCAACAUGACAUGUACCAGCCUGGAAAGCACAGCUACACACUUCCGAUGCACCCUCACUCGCCAUUUGCUGAGCCGAACCAAGCAGAAAUGGAGCUGAACCAGUACAUGGAUCUCAAACACUUUGACGUUGAUCCCGCUUCUCUGUCUCCUGAAAGCAUUCACCAUCAACAGUGA